This is a messenger RNA of Cuscuta epithymum, 670 nucleotides long. Lineage: Eukaryota; Viridiplantae; Streptophyta; Magnoliopsida; Solanales; Convolvulaceae. The record is from the annotation of a GenBank genome assembly.
CACACACGCACAUGUGUCUUGAGCUAAAAAAAUGCCUCUACCCACUUCGGAAAUCGAACGCCUCUUUCCCGCAUCCCCUGCCGUUCCCGCUCCGCCUUUCUCACUUCGCACAACAACAGCUCCGGCCAAUAUCCCACUCCUCUGUGUUUCCCUCACCUCACGAACCCACGACCGACCUCCAUCUUUAUCAUCGGUCGAUUCUCCAAGUACAAGGAACGAAGACCGGCCUCCAUCUCUAUCCUCGGUCCGUCUUCAAACACUGUGGGAGCUUGCCUCACCCAAACCCAGAGUGGCAAACAUGGUGCGAACCAGCCUCUCUGAAAUGGCCGAACGGUUCGACGUUCGAGUAGUAGGUGUUUGUGAGGUGUUAUUUAAGAUUACAGAAAGUUGCAGAGUUACACCAUGAACUUAAUCAACAGGGCCAAAAUCACUUUGCUCCUCUAGCCGAUGCUUCUGAUCGUUUUCAACAUGCCCAAAACGAUAGCCCUCAACAUGACAUUAAGUUUUGUACAAGGUUGUAACUUGAAUGUCAAACUUUAAUGCAUCUGUAUUUUGUAAACAUUUCCUCUAUUUGUAUAAACACUUGUAAGUUUAUGUAAUGGAAUGUGUUUGUGGUAACAUAUUGUAUGUUAAUGGAAUGUGUCUAUGUCCAUCGACAAUAAUAGGUGUG